Cyprinodon variegatus (sheepshead minnow) is the source of this 4419-nucleotide messenger RNA. Its product is annotated as polymerase (DNA directed), alpha 1, catalytic subunit. Gene Ontology annotation, cellular component: alpha DNA polymerase:primase complex. Lineage: Eukaryota; Metazoa; Chordata; Actinopteri; Cyprinodontiformes; Cyprinodontidae. Gene Ontology annotation, molecular function: chromatin binding; pyrimidine nucleotide binding; purine nucleotide binding. Gene Ontology annotation, biological process: lagging strand elongation; leading strand elongation; DNA replication. The transcript is spliced from 36 exons. The record is from RefSeq and is a predicted model, not a curated record. The coding region runs from base 82 to 4404 and encodes 1440 amino acids.
GGAAGCCGCUUUGGCGCGGGUUGCUCUGUUGUUGUGCUGCUGUCAUUCAGCUCCUUGGAUAAAGACAAAAAGACUAAAGUAAUGGCUCCAGUUGCAGACCGAGAAAAAGACGUGGACGUUCCGGACGGCGAUGACCAGGGUGAUGCCUGCGGUCUGGCGAAGUCUCGCUCCAGACGAGAAAAGAGGGAGAAGGUGGGCAGGAAGUCGGCGCUGGAGCAGCUGAAGAAGGCCAAGAAGGGGGAGAAGAUCAAAUAUGAGGUGGAGGAGCUCACCAGUGUGUAUGAGGAGGUGGACGAGGACCAGUACUCCAAAAUGGUACGAGAGAGGCAGGAGGAUGACUGGAUCAUAGACGACGAUGGUACAGGAUACGUCGAAGACGGGCGAGAGAUCUUUGACGACGAUUUGGACGAUGAUGUUGUAGAAAGCAGAGGAAAAGGGGGAGCGAAAGGAGGAGAGUCGAAGAAAAAUAUGAAGAAAUCUGUCGUCUCAAAGCCGAACACCAUCAAAAACAUGUUUAUGAACAGCAAUGUGAAAAGACCUGCAGAGAAAGAUGUCGAUCUCUCCAAAGAUGACCUGUUAGGAGAUAUUUUACAGGAUCUACACAAUGAGAAACCGUCCGUCUUCAGUCCUCCGCCCGUGGUCACCCUGAAGAAGAAGAAGUCAGUAGGAUCCACCAUGAACCCGUUCUCUGUCAAACCCCAGAUGCCGAAGCAGGAGAAACCCUCUCUGGCGGGGUCAAAGGCCAAAGUGAUCCGACCCCCUCCUUCAGACCCGUCUCCCCGGCCUCCAGCCCGUCCUCCUCCCUCCACAGCUGAUGUUCUUGUGGAAAAACACGAGCCCGAAGUGGAGGAGCCAAAAGAAGAUCCAGAGGACGACAGCCUGGCAUUGGAAGGGGUCGAUUUUGAUGAACCAAUGGAAGUUGAGCAGGAGGAACAGAAGCCUGUAGUCAAAACGGAGGCCAAACUUCAGCCUAAAGGAGAGGCGCCGGCGGCGGCUGAAGUUAAAGUUAAGCCUCAGGACCCGGUUCUCCUGCCCGACCGCGUUGGAAGCUCCUGGGGACAAGAGGACAGUGGAGGCAGUGAAGCUCCUGCAGAGGUGCAGGUUGACUCCAGUAGGCUCCCCCUGGUGGAGGGAGCAGAUGGAGAACAGGUGUUCCGCUUCUAUUGGUUGGAUGCUUUUGAAGACCCAUACAACCAACCAGGGGUGGUGUAUCUGUUCGGGAAAGUGUGGAUCGAAUCGGCACAGUCUCAUGUCAGCUGCUGCGUCACUGUGAAGAACAUCGAAAGAACCAUGUACCUUCUCCCUCGGGAGUUUAAAACCAACCCAAAGACUGGAGAAGUGUCAGACACGCCUGUGGGGAUGAUGGAUGUUUACCAGGAGUUCAACGAGCUCUCUGAGAAGUUUAAGAUCAUGAAGUUUAAGUCGAAGAAAGUGGAGAAGAACUAUGCUUUUGAAAUCCCUGACGUGCCCAGCCAGUGCGAUUACCUGGAAGUGAGAUACUCUGCAGAGUUUCCUGCGUUGCCAUCAGACCUUAAAGGGAGCACUUUUUCCCAUGUUUUUGGCACAAACACCUCCAGUCUGGAGCACUUCCUUCUCAGCAGAAAGAUUAAAGGCCCCUGCUGGUUGGACAUCAAGACCCCACAGCUGAUGAGCCAGCCGGUCAGCUGGUGUAAGGUGGAGGCCCUCGCUGUGAGAAGUGACCUGGUCUGCGUGAUCAAAGAUCUGCCACCUCCACCCCUCACAGUCAUGUCCAUCAGCCUCAAGACUGUUCAGAACCCAAAGACGCACCACAAUGAGAUCGUGUCCCUUGUUGCGCUUGUUCACUAUAGCUUCCAUAUAGAUAAAGCUCCUCCUCAGCCUCCCUUUCAGACUCAUUUCUGCGUGAUCAGUAAACCAUCGGACUGCAUUUUUCCUUAUGACUUCAAAGAUGCCUUGAAGAAGAAGAAUGGGAAGGUGGAGAUGGCAGCUUCAGAGCGGACCCUGCUCGGCUUCUUCCUGGCCAAGAUGCACAAAAUUGACCCCGAUGUGUUGGUGGGUCACGAUAUUUUCGGUUUUGAUCUGGAAGUUCUCCUGCAGCGGAUCCAUGCGUGCAAAGUCCCCCACUGGUCAAAGAUCGGACGUCUCAGGAGGGCCAACAUGCCCAAACUAGGGGGCCGGGGAGCCUUUGCAGAGAAGAGUGCAACGUGUGGCCGUCUGGUGUGCGAUGUGGAGAUCUCAGCCAAAGAGCUAAUUCGUUGUAAAAGCUAUCAUCUGACUGAGCUGGCUGCCCAGGUGCUGAAGGUGGAGAGGGUCACGGUUCCUCAGGAGGAUAUCAGAAACCUCUACAGCGACUCUCCUCACCUGCUCUACCUGUUGGAGUUGACGUGGACAGACGCCAAGCUGAUCCUCCAGAUCAUGUGUGAGCUGAAUGUGCUGCCCCUCGCCCUGCAGAUCACCACCAUCGCAGGAAACGUCCUGUCUCGUACUCUGAUGGGGGGUCGCUCUGAGAGGAAUGAGUUCCUGUUGCUUCAUGCCUUCCAUGACAAAAACUUCAUUGUCCCUGACAAACCCUCUUUUAAAAAGGCCCAGCUGGAGGCCGUUGAGGGAGAGGAUGAUAUAGAUACAGGAAAAGGUAAGAGGAAGAAGAAGGCAGCCUACGCUGGAGGUCUAGUGCUGGAUCCUAAAGUCGGUUUCUACGAUAAGUUUGUCCUGCUGCUCGACUUCAACAGCUUGUAUCCCUCCAUCAUCCAAGAGUUUAACAUCUGCUUCACCACAGUGCAGAGGCAGGCUCAGAGCUCCCGCAGAAAGAUCGAGGAGGACGAGCCAGAGGAGAUUCCUGAAAUUCCAGAUUCGAGCCUGGAAAUGGGAAUCCUGCCUAAAGAAAUCAGGAAGCUGGUGGAACGGCGUAAGCAGGUGAAGCAGCUCAUGAAGCAGCAGGACAUCAAUCCGGAUCUCUACAUGCAGUACGACAUUCGUCAGAAAGCCUUGAAGCUAACCGCUAACAGCAUGUACGGCUGCCUGGGAUUCAGCUACAGCCGCUUCUAUGCAAAGCCGCUUGCUGCUCUGGUCACCCACAAGGGGAGAGAGAUUCUGAUGCACACCAAGGACAUGGUUCAGAGGAUGAAUCUGGAGGUCAUUUAUGGCGACACUGACUCAAUCAUGAUCAACACCAACAGCAAAUCACUUGAAGAAGUCUUCAAACUUGGAAAUAAGGUAAAGGCAGAGGUCAACAAGCUCUACAAACUCCUGGAGAUCGACAUUGAUGGAGUUUUUAAGUCACUUUUACUGCUGAAGAAAAAAAAGUAUGCCGCGCUUGUGGUGGAGCAGCAGGGCGAAGGGCGAUACAGCGUAAAGCAGGAGCUGAAAGGCUUGGACAUCGUCCGCAGGGAUUGGUGUGGUCUGGCCAAGGAAUGCGGCAACUACGUGAUUGGUCAGAUCCUGUCAGACCAGAGUCGUGAUGUCAUCGUGGAGAACAUCCAGAAGCAUCUGGUGGAGGUUGGUGAGAAGGUAGCAAAUGGUGACAUACCGCUCAACCAGUACGAGAUACACAAGGCACUGACGAAGGAUCCUCAGGACUAUCCGGAUAAGAAGAGUCUCCCCCAUGUGCAUGUUGCUCUGUGGAUAAACUCGCAGGGAGGCCACCGUGUCAAAGCCGGAGAUACAAUCUCUUACCUCAUUUGCAAGGACGGCUCCACAUUAGCAGCCAGUCAGAGAGCCUACGCUCUGGAGCAGCUUCAGAAGCAGGAGGGUCUCAGCGUGGACACACAGUACUACCUGGCCCAGCAGGUCCAUCCUGUAGUUUCCCGCAUCUGUGACCCCAUUGAGGGGAUCGAUAGUGUACUCAUAGCCACGUGGCUGGGUCUGGACCCGAGUCAGUUCAGAUCCCAGCAGCAGUAUCAGAGGGAGGAAGAGGCCGACGGCACGCUGGGAGCUCCGGUCCAGCUGAACGACGAGGAGCGCUAUAAGGACUGUGAGAGGUUCACCUUCACCUGUCCUCAGUGUGGCACUGAUAACAUCUACGACAACGUGUUUGAAGGAGCGGGUGAUAAAGUGGAGCCCAGUUUGGUGCGUUGCUGUCACAUCCCCUGUACGGACCAUCCUAUUGAUCAUAUUGUCAACAUAAGCAACAAGGUGCUUCUCGACAUCCGUCGGCACAUCAGAAAAUACUACUCUGGAUGGUUGGUGUGCGAGGACCAGGCCUGUCAGAACCGGACCAGGCGCCUGCCGAUUGCCUUCUCCCGACACGGACCCAUCUGCCCUGCCUGCACCCGGGCUACGCUCAGACCUGAGUACUCGGAGAAGGCUCUGUACAACCAGCUCUGCUUCUACAGAUACAUCUUUGACUGGGACUACGCCAUGGCCAAGGUUCUACAGUCUGACGAGAGAGGUAAGAUUUUACGCACAUCAGCUACUUUAUCACUCUGAUCCCAGCUUUAUUAC